AUGUCCCCAGCAUCAAACCAUAGUUCCGUUACUGAAUUUAUCCUGCUUGGCUUCACCAGUGACCCCACCUCAAACAGGAUCCUUUUCAUCAUCUUUCUCCUUCUCUACCUCUGCUCAGUCAUGGGCAAUGGACUCAUCAUCAUUCUGAUCUGCCUGGAUUCUCACCUCCACACACCUAUGUACUUUUUCCUCAGCAUCCUCUCCCUACUGGACAUGGGCUACGUCACUACCACAAUACCUCAGAUGUUGGUACACCUGCUUUCCAGUUCUAAGUUCAUCUCCUUUGAAGGUUGCUGGCUGCAGAUGUACGUAUUUGGUGCUCUGGGUCUCACUGAGUGUAUCUUCUUUGUGGUCAUGGCCUAUGACCGUUAUGUAGCCAUCUGCUUCCCACUGCGUUACAUGCUCAUCCUCAACUGGGACCUGUGUGUGAGGUUGGUGGUAGGGACCUGGGCUUGUGGUUUCUUCUUCUCCCUACUCCAUACCUUUUUUACCAUGAGGCUUCCCUUCUGUGGUCCUAAUAUGGUUAACCACUACUUCUGUGAAGGUCCCUCAGUCAGGAGCCUGGCAUGCAUGGACAUACACCUUAUUGAGGUGAUAGACUUAGUCCUGAGCAUCCUCAUGGUGUUAGCCCCUCUGUCACUCAUUCUGGCCUCCUAUGUUCGUAUCACCAUGGCCAUCCUCAAGAUCAAGUCCACCAAAAGUCAGUGUAAGGCUUUCUCCACUUGUGCUUCCCACCUAACUGUGGUCACUCUGUUCUAUGCACCUGCCAUAUACAUCUAUAUGAGGCCCAACUCCAGCUACACUCCAGAGAGAGACAAGCAGAUAUCAGUUUUCUACAAUGUGUUCACUGCUCUGCUCAACCCUGUGGUCUACAGCCUUAGGAAUAAGGACAUCGAGGCAGCAUUCAUCAAGGUAGUAGUGGGGAAUAGAGUGGCCUGGUAA
Messenger RNA from Phascolarctos cinereus (koala), 942 nucleotides. Its product is annotated as olfactory receptor 2D2-like. Gene Ontology annotation, molecular function: G protein-coupled receptor activity; olfactory receptor activity. Gene Ontology annotation, biological process: G protein-coupled receptor signaling pathway. NCBI's taxonomy places the organism in Eukaryota, Metazoa, Chordata, Mammalia, Diprotodontia, Phascolarctidae. Gene Ontology annotation, cellular component: membrane. The record is from RefSeq and is a predicted model, not a curated record.